UUGUAGUAUAAAGAACGCUGAACGCGCGCAGCCAACCAGACAUAUAAUUUUGUGCAUGUACAUGGAAUGGAUUAAUUGUUGGAUGGGGCAGAGCAGUUGAUUGCACGCGUAAACAAUGCCCCAAACGUAGUUUCGCGAGGACGCACAUACAACGAUUUGCAAAAUUCACAAAGCGAAUACAAAUUAUAUCGAACAAAUCAAUUUGGUCCAAGCCAACGAACGGCCUUGCAUUUUUCGAAAGACCUGUCAAUUGAAGCCAUGGAAAAGUCAUUUUCGAUAACGCCCUGGAAGUAUGGAUUGUUCACAACAUGCGCCUUCCUUGUGGUAUGUAAUAUUUUCUUCCUUUCCUGUGGUGUUGUCACCUGGGGCUCAGGCAUGGCGGUGCACGGCGGCUAUGGUGUAGCUCUAUGUGGCGCAGCAAUUUUCGGUGCGGCUUUUCUGGGUAUCUAUGUGGCCCUUAAGGAAUCCUAUAAGUACUCCAUACAUUAUUUAAUAAGCACCGGACUUGUAGCUGUCUUGCUGGUGGUUUACUUUUUUACCUACAUGUCCAUGAAGGGAAAAUUGGUGCAUCAGUUCGAAGGGCGCAUUAAAGACCUCUUUGAGCGUGCAACGGAUCGGGACGAUACAAUGCGACCUAUACACGCGCUUUUUGCCUGCUGUGGCGUGAAUGGACCGCAGGACUAUACGGGCGAACAGAAUGGUGCUCUGCCAGCCAGUUGCUGUUAUGCCUUUGACUGCACCGUGGAGGCGAACCUGUAUACGCAAGGUUGCUCCACCAAGGCCGUAAAUAAUGUGAAAAUACAGUCCGAAGUGAAUUAUUACAUGACCAUAGUGAUCUUUUUGUUAGAACUACUGGGUCUGUUUGCUGGAUACUUUAUGGGAAAAGCACGCAAGAUGAUGAAGCUUAAGGAGGAUGAGGCGCCCAUCAACGAGGACUAGACAGUGUUAUCACCUAACAAGGCGUACAUUAAUAAACUAUUAACGUAGUCGUUAAUUAAUAAAGGCAUGACUAGCAUAAUUUAGUAAUAAAUUACGAAAUAUACAAAUUGAUUAAUUAAAUUAGUUGAUUUGCCAAUUAAAUAAAUAAAUACAUCAUACAUACAAUGCA
Messenger RNA from Scaptodrosophila lebanonensis, 1108 nucleotides. RefSeq names its product 23 kDa integral membrane protein. Gene Ontology annotation, cellular component: membrane. Lineage: Eukaryota; Metazoa; Arthropoda; Insecta; Diptera; Drosophilidae. Bases 259 to 939 code for a protein of 226 amino acids. The transcript is spliced from 5 exons. The record is from RefSeq and is a predicted model, not a curated record.